AUGAGUAAAAAAGAGGGAGAUAGUAUUGAUGCUUUAUGUUUCCCUAAUGCAGAAGAUUAUUAAAAUGAUUUUGAUACAGUAAAUCAAGUAUUAUUAGGAUCCGGAUCAUAUGGAUAAGUUUAUAAAAUGACAUUUAAAUCUAAUCCUUCAUAAAGUUGCGCAGUUAAAAUAGUUUAAUGCAUUAAGUAACUUCUUUUUAAUUUUAGUAAAAAAGCAUAUGAUCAAGCUUUAAAAGAAGUUUAAAUGAAUAGGCAAAUUAAUAUCCAUCCUAAUAUUAUCUAUUUUGAUAAAAUAUAUGCUUGGUCUGAAACUGUUCCAGUUUAAAAAUAUUUUUUAGUGUUUCAAAUGAAAUUGGCUAAAGGUAGUUUAAAAGAUUUGAAAGAAGAUGAAAUCAAAGCAAAUAGAAAAACAUUUGGUGGUAUUUUUACAUUCAAAAUUUGUAGAAUUAAGUUUUUUAAAUAUUGUCAAUCAAUUAUUGCAAGCUUUUCUAUUUUUACAAUAAAAAGAACUUUAUCAUAGAGAUAUUAAACCAGAGAACAUUCUAUAUGAUAAAGAAAAUGAAAAAAUUAUUGCAAGAAUUGCUGAUUUUGGUGUAAGCAAAGCAUUAGAACACUUUAAAAAUAAUUUUAAAAAUACCCUUGUUGGAACACCACUUUAUUUAUCACCAAAAUUAUGGGAAGCUUAUAUUAAUGGAUAAUAUAAUGAUGUGAAGUAAUUGUUUUUAAUAAUUUAAGACAUAAUUUAGAAAAAUCAGAUGUAUUUUCAUUAGGAGUUACACUUUUAUAAACUUAUUUACUCUUAUAAGAUCCAGAUAUUGCUGGAUUGAAUGAUUAAAAACAAAAUAAAAUCUAAAAUCUUUUGCAAAAAAUUUAUCAUGAGAAAAUUAAAGAAUUAUUAACUGGAAUGUUAAAUUAUGAUGAAAAAUCUAGAUUUACUUGGCAAUAAGCAGUUAAUUGUCUUAAUGGUUCAGAAAAAAUUAAUGGAAGCUUAUAAUAAAAUUAAAAUUAAGGGGGAAGUCUCUAAAAUAGAGAAAAACAUUAUGCAUUACACGUCCCUUAUGAAAAAACUAUUACAAAUAAAUCUUAAACAAUUAAACUCAGAAAAAUAAAUUAAAUUUUUUGUUAAGAAUUGAAUGAAAUUACUAAAGGUUAGAUUGCAGACGAUUAAAGUAUCAUUGUUUUUAGUGACAAUUAUUUAAUUUAAAUUAACUUUGAAGGAUAAACAAUUCUAAAAAAAUAAAUAUAAAGUAUUAUUUUAGAUAAUAAUUUUAUAAGAUCUAAAAUGUGUAUGUUUAACAGAAUAACCAUAAAAAAUUAUAGGGUUAUUUGAAAAUAAUACUAUUUCAGUAUUAGAUGAUGAGAUGUGCCAACCCUUUAGUUUACCAAAUGCAUCAGAAUAAAUUAAUAUUAUUUGCUAAAUGAGAGAAGCUAAUGUUCUGAUUGGUCUAGGAAAUGGAGAAGUGCAAGUAUUAUAAUUUGACAAAAGUUUUAAAGUAUUAAAUACAUUGAAGGAUCAUACAGCUUAAAUUAAUUUAAUUUUUUUUGAUAAAAUCAAUUAGUUGUUAAUAACUUCAGAUAAUUCUCGAAUAUUAAGUGUUAGAUUUAUAUUUAGCAAUAAAUUGUAUUAAUUUUAAAUUAUUUUGAAGCUCUUAUUUAAAAUUAGAUUACAUAGCAUAACAUGUAGAAUUAUUGAAUGACACUUAAAUUGUAGUUAAUGGAUAAAAAUUAAAUGAGAUAUUAAUUUUACACAUAUCUCAUUUAUAAAAAGAACCAGGGAUUAAACUUGAAAUUAAAUAAACAUUAUCUCUUCAAACUGGAUGUGUAUUAUCCUUAAUUAAUUUAAGUGAAAAAUGCUUAUUUGUGUCAACAGAGAAAGAAAUAAUUAUUUAUGAUUCAUAAUAAAUUUAAUAAGAUUAUGGACAUCUUUAUAAUAAUGAAAUGCAAUAAACAUUUUAUUACUGCAAUUGGAUAAGAGAUCGUGGAUAUUUGAUAACUAAUGAUGGAUAAAGAAUAAUGAAAUGGGAAAUUGACUAUGAAAAAAAUUAGUUAUUUGGAACAAACAGAAUGUAAAAACCUUAAAUCAAGAAAUGUUGCUGCUGUGAAAGUUGCUCUAUAAUGUGAAC
Molecule: messenger RNA, 2122 nt
Organism: Paramecium sonneborni
Lineage: Eukaryota; Ciliophora; Oligohymenophorea; Peniculida; Parameciidae
Source: the annotation of a GenBank genome assembly